Molecule: messenger RNA, 1875 nt
Organism: Nezara viridula (southern green stink bug)
Lineage: Eukaryota; Metazoa; Arthropoda; Insecta; Hemiptera; Pentatomidae
Source: the annotation of a GenBank genome assembly
AUGAUUCCCACCGAAUAUUGCUCUGGUUGUAAUCCAGUAAACAUUAGUGAGCAUGGUCCUUGUUCUUUACAUCCUUAUGGGAAUUCUGGAAAACAAGUUCCACCUCAGAUGUUUCAGGAAUCAAAACAAAAUCAAGUAACAGCUAGUGAAGAUGCGAGUGACUUUGACAUUGUUAAGGCUACUCAGUAUGGCCACCUAGAAAGAUGUAAGGAACUAAUCGAAGGAGGCUAUGAUGUUAACGAACCAGAUUCAGAGACAGUUACCUUAUUGCAUUGGGCAGCUAUAAAUAAUCGGCAAGAUAUUAUAAGAUAUUACGUCAGUAAAGGAGCUGUUGUUGAUGCUGUCGGAGGUGAACUAUUAGCUACACCUUUACAUUGGGCCACUAGGCAGGGUCAUCUUGGAAGUGUAACACUACUCAUACAGUACGGGGCCGAUCCAAUGAUCACCGAUGCUGAGGGUUGUGCUUGCAUACACGUCGCUGCUCAGUUUGGCCACACUUCUAUAGUAGCUUAUCUUAUAGCCAAAGGAGUUCCUGUCAAUUGCCAAGACUCUACGGGAAUGACUCCUUUGAUGUGGAGUUCCUACAAAGUUGCAAGUCUAGAUCCUACAAGACUUCUUCUUACUUUUGGGGCUAGUACAACGAUGCAAGACUCAGUAAAAGGCAAUACUGCUCUUCAUUACGCUAUCGAAACAAGAAAUACUUUAGCAGUAUCUUCCCUGGUUUCAGCAGGAGCUAAUUUUGACAUCACUAAUAUACAGGGACUGAGCGCGUACAGUUUAUUAUCUUCCCCAAAGACUUCUUCUUGGCUUGGAAAAAAAGUCUUAGAUAAAGUUGCAGAACAUUCUGCUUUAUUACAGAGAAAUACAAUCUGUGGUCGAAUAACUGGUGAUAAGAGAUUAAGGUAUUAUACUAUGAUAUCAGUUCCCUUCCUAAUAUUUUAUACCGUGGGAAUGACUCUAGACUCAACACUUCCUUAUCUUGGGAAAGCUGGUUUAUUGUUUGGAGCUGGACUCCUCGUACACACUGCUUCCAGGCACCUUCUUGAUGAAUCGUUAAUAAAUAUUCUACCUAUGUCAUUGUAUUUUGCAACUAAGUUUUACUUCUAUUUGACAUGGCUUAUUUGGUUGAGUCCUGCUAUGUCCACUUUGACUUCUUUAGUUUUCCUCUCUGUAUCUCUCAUCUUGUGGCAUUUCUUCAUAAAAUCCUGGAGAGGAGAUCCUGGCAUUGUUGCUACAACACAAGAUCAGAAAUUUAGGACUAUCAUUGAAUUAGCAGAACGAGGAGGAUUUGAUACUCAGUAUUUUUGCAGUUCCUGUUUAGUAAGAAAACCAAUUCGGUCAAAGCAUUGCUCCGUAUGCAAUCAGUGUGUUGCAAAGUUUGACCAUCACUGUCCUUGGGUCAACAACUGCAUAGGUGCCCGCAAUCAUCGUCAUUUUAUAGGGUAUUUGAUUAUGCUUGUUGUGAUGUGUUUAUUUCUUCUCUAUGGUUGUUCAAAAUUUUGGACUGCUGCUUGUCCCUUACGGCUGACUUAUCCAACUUUUUGGCACAAAUUGUGGGCUAUUGCUAUUUGUGACUCAUGGGUUUUUUGGAUAGCAUUGAAUGCUCUUCUUCAUACCUUAUGGGUCUCAAUGUUGCUUGCAUGCCAAGCUUAUCAGAUUAGCAUUCUUGGCAUGACAACUAAUGAAAGAAUGAAUGCUGGUCGCUAUGGUCAUUUUUCAUCUGGUAAGUCACCAUUCUCACGAGGACCUUUACAAAAUUGCGUGGAUUUCUUCAACAUUCGAUGUUUAGGCCUUCUACGACCGGAUAAUACAGACUGGAUGGCAACUUACCAUAACACACCUGGAAUAGCUCCUCAUGGUUACCAGUUUGUAUAG